GCCAUGAUAACCAAUUAUGUCGAUAUAUUAGAUGAGCACUAUAUUAUUUGCUCAUAAGGAAGUGAAAGUAUUUGAGUUAGAGUGAACAUAUUAGUCCUUCUCUAUUAGCUUCUCCCUUCCUUCAAAGAGUAGUAAACCUACACAACCAUGGACGAGUUCGAUACCGAAAAAUCAAACCAUGUGAACUUGAAAGGAACUCCAUCGCACGAAGAAAAUGAAGGUAUGUGGAAGACUUAUGGGAUGUCGAUUUCUUUGGGUUUUGUUGCCACUGCGGUCUUGAUAUCCAUGUUUCUUAUCAUAGCCAUUUUAGAGCAACUCUUCAAACCAAAUGCUUCAUUUCGCUUUACUCAACGAUCCAUCCAACGACUACAUGAGCCAAGAUCGAUUCACAAGCUCAUAGAUGCGCAACCCUCACAUGUACAAAUGGAAAAUGAAUCAGAUAUAUCGGUAUUGAUGCCGGGAGAUAAGUACCCAACGUACAUUGCACAUCCAACACCUCUACCUUGUUCAAGGGAAGGUGUAUAUUGGCCUUCACAUUCUCAACACGAUUUAGUCCAUAAUAUUAGUUAAUCUAUGCUGUUUUUUAUACAUUUUUCUCUUAAAAUUUGUCUCAAGAUGAUCGAUCGACUUACCUUUACCUAUGUGGAAUCUUUGUAUUUCAACACUAGCAUUUAUGCGUCGUUUGGAUAUCGUUCAAAAAACUUGUGAUUGGAAUUUUGAGCGAAUUGAACCCGACACGAAGCAUACAUACAAUCUUAUAAAUGUUCGUUUGGUCGGGUAGAGUGGAAUGAGAAAAUGAACGGACGAAGAAAGUAUCAUCAGAUAAAUCAAAUAUAUGGUUGCUUUACAUGUUUCGUUUGUCCUUAUUAUUUUUGUAAUGGAAUUUAUAUGUGAUGGCAAAUUGGCAAUAAUACCGUUUAUAUGUUGACAUUUC
Erigeron canadensis is the source of this 934-nucleotide messenger RNA. RefSeq lists its product as uncharacterized. The transcript is spliced from 2 exons. The coding region runs from base 148 to 570 and encodes 140 amino acids. The record is from RefSeq and is a predicted model, not a curated record. Lineage: Eukaryota; Viridiplantae; Streptophyta; Magnoliopsida; Asterales; Asteraceae.